AAAAAAAAAAUACACUUAACACCCUUACUCCUUGUUUCCUCGUUUUCCUUAUUUUGAAAUUUUGUAUUUUUUAUUCUAUUUUGUGUUGUGUGGUAGAUUAAGAAUUGUACAAUUCAAGUGGGUUACAAAAAAGGACCCCUUUUCCUACCUCAUCUUCCAAACACUUUUUUGGACUACAAAUUCACCCCUCACCCCCUUCACUUCUUCCACACACCAUUCUCACCACUUCUCUCUCUCUUCAUACCUAAAAACACUUGCUUCCAAUCUAAAACACUACAACCUCUUUCUUAAAAAACACAAACAACCUUAUUAACACUUUCACCUUUCACAUGGCUGCAAUUGUGUACCACUCUGGAUUGCAAACACAUCUUGAAUCUCCUCAACUUGUUGAAUCAAGAACACUAAGACUCAAGUUACCUUCUCCUCAAUCCAUUGAUUUACCCUUCAAAUCAUGUUUUCGUGAUUCAAACCUCAAAACCAAUCAUCAUGAAGAAAACAUCAGCAAAACAGAAACUUUUCAAAAACCCAACACCAAUACUUGGAAUUUUCUUGAUUCUCUUUCCAAUAAUAUCUCACAAAACACAUCAAAAAAAGAAACAACCUAUGUUCACCCUCAACAGAAACGUUCCUCUUUGGUUCUUAGUCCAAAGAGCCUUGAAUUGUGCACAGAGAAUCUUGGCAACGAGAGUGGUACUGACAUUAUAGAAAACAGCAUUGAAAACAUGUUAUUGUUCUCUUCUUUCGAACAAAGACAACCUUGUCGUCAAGUUUUAGUAGCUAAGAAAGCGAAAACAAUGAAUUUUCCACCACCUUUAACAACGAUAAGAGGUUCAGAAUCUCUUCGUGUUAAACCACACCGUGAAGAUGGAAGGUUAGUGAUUGAAGUUACCAAAGUGCCACCAAGUACCUCAUGUUUUCAAGCUGAUAGAAGCCAUGGCCGUCUUCGCCUGUGUUUUUCGACAAAUUUUGAUCAAGAAGAAGAAGAAGAAGAUGAAGAUGAAAAUAAUGAUGAUGUCGCCGAUGAAAAUGAACAACCACUUAAUGAAGAGUUUCUCGAAGAGUUUUGUGAAAAUGAAAUUAUUGAAGGAAAAAUACAAGAAUCUGAAAAAAGAGAUAAAGAAACAGAGGAUAAAACAGAGGAUGAAACAGAGGAACAAGAAAUAGAAAGUGUUGUGAUUGCAUGUGGGUGUGAGUGUGAAGAAAAGAAAGGUAAUGACGUAAGAAUGGAAAAGUAUGAGAGGCUAAGAAGAUGCAAAGAAAGUGAUGAAAAUGAAAACAAUGAAUUGUUAAAUUGGUGUGAGACACUUUGGGUGGCUACUACUUGAAAAUGAAUUUUUCUUAAAACUAUAGUUAAGAUUAAGAUAUUUUCGCAUCAAUAUCAAUCUCUGUAUUAUUAAUAAAAAAUAAUAAUAAUUUAAGUUUGUACUUUUUAUCGAUUUCUCUUUUGGUGCAUUGUUGUUGUUUUGUUUAAUGAAUUAUACGUGUGUUUUCUCUCAUAAA
Cicer arietinum (chickpea) is the source of this 1500-nucleotide messenger RNA. Its product is annotated as protein FANTASTIC FOUR 3. The record is from RefSeq and is a predicted model, not a curated record. Lineage: Eukaryota; Viridiplantae; Streptophyta; Magnoliopsida; Fabales; Fabaceae.